AUGUCCCACUCACAUAACCACUCGGUCAACUCGAUCAACUCGAUCAUCGAGCCCACCACCCCUCCCAAAUCAGCCCUCUGGGACUCCUCCAACCGCUUGAACCACCAGUUGAACUUGCCCAACUUCAACAUCGAGGGCCCAGCCCUCGCAGGACCCCCACCCAUGGCUGCUGGACACGGCUCCAAGCCUGAGCCGGCCACUUCCGCUCCCGUGGCUGCUGCUGCUGCUACUGCUACCGCCACUCGAUCUCGCUCCCGCCCUCGUCAAACGUCGCGCUCCUCUUCCCAGGACCCUUCAGACAAGGAGAACCAGUUCCCCAAAGAGCUGGCUUCCGCUAGUGGCAGAUCGGCGUCCGCCUCCUCGCUGAUAUCCGGUGGCUCCAAGACCAAAAUCGACAAGGAGUAUCUUGCCUCUAUCAAUAAGGUCCCCCUUGCCCAACUCAAAGGGGAGAUCCUCAAGCUCUCAAAGGACCAAUAUGGAUGCCGGUUUCUCCAAAAGAAGAUCGAUGAAAACUUAGUCUCAAACUACCUGGCCAGACUCUCCAACUUUGAGAUCAUUUUCAAGCAAAUCCAUCCCUACCUUUAUGAGCUCAUCAUCGACCCCUUUGGCAACUACCUUAUCCAAAAGUUGAUCAACUACUGCAGUGAAGAAAACUUGAACUUAAUAUUAGAAAUCCUUCAAUUUAAUCUCUUUCAAAUCUCCAUCAACCAACACGGUACAAGAGCUCUCCAAAAGAUCAUCGACAACCUCAAUAACCAGUACCAACUUAAUCUCUUGAUCAAGGGAUUGAAGCCUUAUAUUAUCGAGCUUAUCAAGGACUUGAAUGGUAACCAUGUAAUCCAGAAGAUACUCAACAAAUACCAGCCAAAGGAUUGUCAGUUCAUUUAUGACUCGAUCAUUGAGGAUCUUUAUAUUGUCGCCACCCACAAGCAUGGUUGCUGUGUUCUACAAAAGUGCUUGAACCAUGUGACUUUGCCUCAACUUGAAGAAUUCUCUAAAUGCAUUCUCAACUUCAAGAACUUUCAGUUACUCAUCAAUGAUCAAUUUGGUAAUUAUGUCUUACAGUACUUGAUUUCGAUCAACUCAUUAGAUAUAAACUACAAGAUUUUUGAGAACUUUGUCAAGUAUGGUAUCAACAACUUGUGCAAUUUGAAAUUCUCAAGUAACGUGAUUGAAAAGUUCCUUAAAAACUGUUAUAACAAUGAAGUUUGCAAUAUCAGAUUUUCAGACUUGAAAUUCGAAUUGAUCUACAACAUUUUGACCAGUGAGUUGAAUAAGUUGAUCAAUGACCCUUAUGGAAAUUAUGUUAUUCAAACUUUGGUGGACAUUUUGGUACACCCUCAAGUUAGUUACUUAGAGGACAAUGAACCUGGAAUGCCUUCUACUUUGCUCGCUCCAAAAUUGUCUCUUUUGUUACCACCAAAUUAUCCAGAAGUACAUUCUGAAAGCCUUCAAAUUGUUAUUAUCAAGUAUUGGUUCCAAAACUGUAAGAUUAUCUCCAGUUUUGGAAAGCGAAUCCAAUCAAAGAUCAACAUAAUCUUGAAC
Molecule: messenger RNA, 1545 nt
Organism: Suhomyces tanzawaensis NRRL Y-17324
Lineage: Eukaryota; Fungi; Ascomycota; Pichiomycetes; Serinales; Debaryomycetaceae
Product: Pumilio-family RNA binding repeat-containing protein
Exons: 1
Biological process (GO): post-transcriptional regulation of gene expression
Cellular component (GO): cytoplasm
Molecular function (GO): mRNA binding
Source: RefSeq, a predicted model, not a curated record